AUGUCUUCGCAGGACGCCGCUGUCAGGCACCAGGCCGUCGUGCCAGACAAGGUCCCCACUGGAGAGUACCCGCUCAUCGACAACGACCCGUAUGCCUCGCAGCCCUCGCAGCCCUCGCAGCCCUCGCAGCCCUCGCAGCCCUCACACCUCUCGCGCGUCCUGCGCUAUGCCCGCCCGUCCGACUGGCUCACGGGCGCCGCCGUCGGUGCCAUCAGCCCCGGGCUGAUGCUGUACUGGGAGCGCGUCUCGCCCUCGUUUGUCGGCAAGGGCGGCUUCGCCCCCGUCAUGCGCCUGAGCGGCGCCGUCGGUGUUGCUGGCGCCGUCAUCUUCGCGUACUCGCGCUCCGCAUCCCGCUUCUACGGCGCCCGCGAGAACCGCCGCGAGGUCGACAAGGACAUGCGCGAGAUGGUCGACAAGGUCAAGCGCGGCGAGCCGCUGUACGGCACCACCGAGAUGACCGAGUACAUGCAGGGCGUCGCCCACCGCAACUCGCGCUACGCCGCCUCAUUCGCGCACGUCCUGCCGUGGCCCAACCUGGUCAACCACCCCUACCACGGCGUCGACACGGCCAAGUACUACCGCCAGGCCGAGCUGGAGCUGGAGCAGGAGAAGACGGCCAGGCGCUAG
Molecule: messenger RNA, 627 nt
Organism: Didymella exigua CBS 183.55
Lineage: Eukaryota; Fungi; Ascomycota; Dothideomycetes; Pleosporales; Didymellaceae
Exons: 4
Coding region: 1-627 (208 amino acids)
Source: RefSeq, a predicted model, not a curated record